Messenger RNA from Ochotona curzoniae (black-lipped pika), 4143 nucleotides. RefSeq names its product mitogen-activated protein kinase kinase kinase 14 (gene MAP3K14). NCBI's taxonomy places the organism in Eukaryota, Metazoa, Chordata, Mammalia, Lagomorpha, Ochotonidae. Gene Ontology annotation, molecular function: ATP binding; protein serine/threonine kinase activity. The record is from RefSeq and is a predicted model, not a curated record. Gene Ontology annotation, biological process: positive regulation of canonical NF-kappaB signal transduction; protein phosphorylation. The transcript has 16 exons. The coding region runs from base 92 to 2875 and encodes 927 amino acids.
GGCGGGCGGUGGGAGAUCGCGGGCCGCCCGAGCGGAGCCACUCGCGGGGUGAGGGACGUCAGCGCUCGGCCGCGUGAGCACAGCCUGGGAGAUGGCAGUGAUGGAAACAGCCUGCCCGGGCGCCCCUGGCUCCACAGUCGGCCAGCAGAAGGAGCUCGCCCAAGCCAAGGAGAAGACGCAGUCACUGGGGAAGAAGCAGAGCUCCCUCCUUCAUCUUGAGGCCGUGGAGAAGAACCCUGUGUUCUGCGGAAAGUGGGAGGCCCUGAAUGAUGUGAUUACCAAAGGCACAGCCAAAGAAGGCUCUGGGGGCGGGCUGGCCGCCAUCUCCAUCAUCGCCCAGGCUGAAUGUGAGAACAGCCAAGAGUUCAGCCCCACCUUUUCUGAACGUAUUUUCAUCGCAGGAUCAAAACAGUACAGCCAGUCUGAGGGCCUUGAUCAAAUCCCCAAUAAUGUGGCCCAUGCAACAGAAGGCAGAACAGCCCGUGUGUGCUGGAAGGGAAAGCGUCGCAGCAAAGCCCGGAAGAAACGAAAGAAGAAGAAGAGCUCCAAUUCUCCGGCGCAGGCAGGGCUGGCCUUGGCCAAAGCGCGCCCCCGAACCCCCGAGCAGGAGAGCUGCACAGUCCCGGUGCAGGAGGAUGAGUCUCCAUUAGGCACCCCAUAUAUUAAAAACAACCCCCAGUUCACCAAGCCUCUGAAGGAACCAGACCUUGGCCAGCUCUGUUUUAAGAAAUUUGGUGAGGGCCUACGGCCGGCACUGCCUCGAUCGGAACUCCACAAACUGAUCAGCCCCUUGCAAUGUCUGAACCACGUGUGGAAGCUCCACCACCCCCAGGACGUGGGCCCCCUGCCCCAGCCACCUCACCCUUUCCCAUACAACAGACUGCCCCACCCCUUCCCAUUCUACCCUCUCCAGCCACGGAAACCUCAGCCCCUGGAGUCCUUCGUCCUGGGCAAGUUGGCCUGUGUAGACAGCCAGCAGUCCCUGCCUGGCCCACCGCUGGAGCCCAGCUACCUGGCCCCUGGUACCCGGGAGAAGUUCUCGGUGGAGGAAUACCUGGUCCAUGCCCUUCAGGGCAGCGUGAGCUCAGGCCAAGCCCACAGCCUAACCAGCCUGGCAAAGACUUGGUCGGCAGUGGGCUCCCGGCCCCGGAAGCCCAGCCCCGAAACUGAGGACUGCGAGGGGGUCCUGCUGACUGAGAAACUUAAGCCACUGGACUACGAGUACCGGGAAGAAGUGCACUGGGCUACACAUCAGCCCCGCCUAGGCAGGGGCUCCUUCGGAGAGGUCCACAGGAUGGAGGACAAGCAAACCGGCUUCCAGUGUGCCGUCAAAAAGGUGCGGGUCGAGGUGUUCCGAGCAGAGGAAUUGAUGGCUUGUGCGGGGUUGGCCUCUCCCAGAAUUGUCCCCCUGUAUGGAGCUGUGAGAGAAGGCCCCUGGGUCAAUAUCUUCAUGGAACUUCUGGAAGGUGGCUCACUGGGCCAGCUCAUCAAGCAGAAGGGCUGUCUGCCGGAGGACCGGGCGCUUUACUACCUGGGCCAGGCCCUGGAGGGGCUGGAAUACCUGCAUACACGAAGGAUUCUACAUGGAGAUGUGAAAGCGGACAAUGUGCUCCUGUCCAGCGAUGGGAACCGCGCAGCCCUCUGCGACUUUGGCCAUGCUGUGUGUCUUCACCCCGAUGGUCUGGGGAAGUCUCUGCUCACAGGGGACUACAUCCCCGGCACGGAGACACACAUGGCCCCAGAGGUGGUGAUGGGCCGGCGCUGCGAUGACAAGGUGGACGUGUGGAGUAGCUGCUGCAUGAUGCUGCACAUGCUCAACGGGUGCCACCCGUGGACCCAGUACUUCCACGGGCCGCUCUGCCUCAAGAUUGCCAGUGAGCCUCCACCAGUGAGGGAGAUCCCACCCUCUUGUGCCCCCCUCACAGCCCAGGCCAUCCAAGAGGGGCUGCAGAAAGAGCCCAUCCACCGAGCAUCGGCUGCAAAGCUUGGGGGACAGGUCAGCCGGGCACUGCAGCAAGUGGGUGGUCUGCGGAGCCCCUGGAGAGGCGACUAUAGAGAACCAAGGCCGCCCCCGCCAAACCUAGCCAGCUGUCAGCAAGCCCUGCACGCCCAGCUGGGGGAGCCCGUGUCAGGGGACACCACAGCUGGGGCCCCCAACCUUCAGACUCCACUACCACCAGAGCCACCGGAGCCCCCAGAGCCAAACAAGUCUCCUACCCUGAACUUGAGCAAGGAGGAGUCUGGCACCUGGGAACCCUUGCCUCUGUCCUCCUUGGACCCAAGCCCCGGCAGAAACCCCAGCUCACCCGAGCGGAAGGCCACCUUCCCUGAGCAGGAGCUGCAGCAGCUGGAAAUAGAGUUGUUCCUGAACAGCAUGUCCCAGCCGUUCUCCCUGGAGGAGCAGGAGCAGAUUCUCUCAUGCCUCAGUGUUGACAGCCUCUCCCUGUCAGAUGACAGCGAGAAGAACCCAUCGAAGGCCUCUCAGAGUUCACGAGACACCCUGAGCUCUGGUGUACACUCAUGGGGCAGCCAAGCCGAGGCGCGGAGCUCCAGCUGGAACAUGGUGCUGGCCCGGGGUCGGCCCACUGACACCCCAAGCUACUUCAACGGUGUAAAAGUCCAAAUACAGUCUCUUAAUGGUGAACACCUGCACAUUCGAGAGUUCCACCGGGUCAAGGUGGGGGACAUCGCCACAGGCAUCAGCAGCCAGAUCCCUGCUGCAGCCUUCAGCCUGGUGACCAAGGACGGGCAACCCGUCGGCUACGACAUGGAGGUGCCAGACUCGGGCAUCGACCUGCAGUGCACGCUGGCCCCUGAUGGUAGCUUCGCCUGGAGCUGGAGGGUCAAGCAUGGGCAGCUGGAGAACAGGCCCUAACCUUGCCUUUACCUCGGGCUCCAUUUUGCCCCAGCGGCCUUCCUUCUCAGUGCUGUGCAGAGACAGAGGCUCAGAGGCCUCCAGGGAUCUGCCAACCCCUGGCUCAGUGGUGUGACAGGCCAGCAGCAGCCAGGGGCGGUGCAAGGGGGAGGUUCACCAAUGCCUCCCAGGACUGUCCACCUGAGUCCUGCCCAAGAGAUCACUCUGCACCCAGGAGGAGAACAGAGGACUUCGUGUGGGAUCUUCUCUGCCUUGCUCCUGCCGAAGGAGUCAGGGCUGUUGUGGUCAGUGACCACUAUAGUAGUCAUGGGGUAGCACACCUGCCUGGAGCAGGAGGGGUGAGCAAGCCCCAAGCUCCCUGGCCUCCAGAAGUGAGAGAAUAGCAACAUCUAAGGCCCACACUGGAGUGUGCGGAAUCAGAGCAGUGGCUGUGCUUCCCUUGGUUCAUGAGAGACCUCUCACCCCCUACCUGACCACUUGCCCUUCCCCUCCCCCUGGUCUUUUGAGUCGAGGAGGAAAGCACCCAGUAUGCCACCAGUCAGGGCACUGCAGCGCUCGGCCUGAGUGGGACUCUGGUCCAAGCAAGGGCCACAGAGGGUGACGGAGUGAAGUGCUUCUCGGCCCCAAGCGCAUGCCCCUUCACUGGGCUGUGCUCCUGCCUGGAGCAGCUGGCCUAACCCUCACCCCCAGGCGGCUAACACUCACCUGUGGAAGAGAAAGGGGACAGAGGCCAAGCUGUCAGGGACAGCCUGCAGGUGGGGUACACCAGAUGCGAAAGAGAGCAGCAGACACCAAUGCUAACACCCCCUAGGCCAUGUACUCAGCCUCUAGCUCACCAGCUCCCUGGACACACUCGCGCUGGCCCUGGCCAGCGUGCCACCAGCUCCACUUUGCACUCUAAUGACCCCAAAGCACUUUCUUGGCCACCCUCCACAAGGCAAGCCAGGGGCCCUGUGUGGACACAGGCAGGCAAGGGGAUGGGUCAGAGGGCCUCAGGCUUGCCUGGUGCAUGGGACUCCCAUGAGCACCCUUCUCCAUCACCCAGCCACACCUGUCUAGGGGCGCCACUCAGGACUCAUGUAGCAUUAAAUCAACUGUGAAUUGCUGGGGGCAGGCACCUGCGGCAUGCCUUGGCAACCUCUGUCCAGCCAGCUCCGAGGCAGAGGCCGAGCCCCAGCCCCCAGCUCAGGAGGAGCUGCAGCCCCUUGGUACUGUGGAGUCUGCGGUGGAGAAAAUCUUUGUGAGCAAUAAAGUGUGAGGUGAUGAUG